AUGACUGCUCAUACGGUGUUGCUAGCUACUACAAAGCCCUUUGCGAAGGAUGCGGUGGCCGCUAUCAAGACCAUCUGUGAAGAGCAUGGACUUGUGUUUGACAAGCUAGAAGGGUACAAGGACCGAGCUGAGCUGUACGCGGCUGUGGCCUCAGCAGAGGCCUGCAUUGUUCGCAGUGAUGUUUGCGACGAAGAAUUUUUCUCACACGCCAAAAAAUUGAAAGUUUUGGUGCGGGCUGGAGCCGGUGUGGAUGCAAUAGACUUAGCCGCGGCAACUCGUCACGGAGUCUGCGUGCAGAAUACUCCUGGGCAGAACUCUAACGCUGUGGCGGAGUUGGCUUUCGGAAUGCUCUUAGCACACAAGAGGAACUAUUUCGAUGGAAACUCUGGAACGGAGAUCAGAGGGAGCAGUCUUGGGCUGUAUGGAUGCGGCAAUGUGUCCAGGUUCAUGAUCCUGGCAGCUCAGGGCUUUGGAAUGGAUAUCUACGCUUAUGACCCCUUCCUCACUCCCGACCAAAUCACGGAUCUAGGUGCAGAGCCUCUUUAUGAUGUGCCCUCCAUUUUCAAGUGCGAUGUCGUUUCCUUGCAUGUGCCAUCCACACGGGAGACUAAGCACUCUAUUGAUGAGAAGCUGUUGAGAUCGAUGCCUAAGGGCGGUGUCCUUAUUAAUACUGCAAGGAAAAAUAUCGUACAGGAGGCGGACUUGUUGAAGGCGUUGGUUGAUCGUCCCGACCUCAGCUAUCUGGCAGAUGAUAAGCCCGAUAAUACUGAGGAGAUCAAAGAAAGCCUUGGUGAAGUUCGUGUGAAGAAACAGUUCCUGGUCACUCCCAAGAAAAUGGGAGCCCAAACGGCGGAGGCUAAUAGUAAUUCUGGUAUCGCAGCCGCUAAGCAGGUUGUGGAGUUUUUCAGAGACAAUCUCGUCAAACACCAGGUUAAUGUCAAUGGCAAGCAUUUCUGA
Molecule: messenger RNA, 957 nt
Organism: Perkinsus marinus ATCC 50983
Lineage: Eukaryota; Perkinsozoa; Perkinsida; Perkinsidae
Product: D-3-phosphoglycerate dehydrogenase, putative
Exons: 9
Coding region: 1-957 (318 amino acids)
Biological process (GO): L-serine biosynthetic process
Molecular function (GO): NAD binding; phosphoglycerate dehydrogenase activity
Source: RefSeq, a predicted model, not a curated record